Dermatophagoides farinae (American house dust mite) is the source of this 1353-nucleotide messenger RNA. RefSeq lists its product as uncharacterized. Lineage: Eukaryota; Metazoa; Arthropoda; Arachnida; Sarcoptiformes; Pyroglyphidae. Gene Ontology annotation, cellular component: plasma membrane. The record is from RefSeq and is a predicted model, not a curated record.
CAUAAUUAGCUGUAAUAAUCAUGGUCCGCGCGCGAGAGACUGUCGUAUUAUAUACAUGGCGCCAUCUCAAAAAAAUUGGUUAUUUUUAGAAUUGCUUCGCCCAAAUUUUUUUUCUGGUUCAAUUUUCGUUGUUGUUGUUGUUAACAACAGUCAGUCAUGAUGAUCUCAUAUUCUACAUUUGAAUAACAAUAAAUAAAAAAAAUGGCUAUCAAUGAUUACAACCGAUAUGAUUCGAUACCGGUAUUUGAUUAUUCAUCACCAUUCACCUAUAAACGUGUUAGAGAUGUCGAUGAUGAUGAUUAUGAUUCUGAAGUUUCAACCAGAGAUGGUCUAUUUCAACGAUCAAUCUAUAUGUUCAUCAUAAUCAUAACAGUAUUGUUUCUGAUAUUAACAUUUCCAAUAGCAGCAUUUUUCUGUGUCCGUAGAAUACCAUCAUUGAAAAGAUGUUUAAUUUAUCGUUUAGGCCGUCGAUUACCGUUAAAAGGACCGGGUUUUAUUCUUUUACUACCAUUUAUCGAUAAAAUUUCCAUUAUUGAUCUUUAUGAAAGUCGUUUUGAUUUGAUUGAAAAUGAACAACAAUUUAUGACUGGUGAUGGUUCAAUUAUUGUGGUUAAACCAUGUCAUGCAACAUUGAAUGUUACAGAUGCAUUGUUAACUACAUUGAAGAUUAAUAAUGUAAAUGUUAAGAAUUUUCUUCAGAUAUCAUUCACUAACCUUAUACGAUCAAAACAUGUUGAAGAUUUGGAAAAUAAAUUAGAUUUUAUAUUGAAAGAAUUUGAAGAAAAAAUGAAUCAAUUCAUGAAACGAUGGGGUUAUGCCAUCACUAUGAUAGAACAGCCACGAAUUACUGUUAUUGAUCGUGCCGAUCCAAUAAAUCCAAUCAAAAAGAAAUUGCAAAAAUUAUUAGACAAUGAUCCAUCAGAGCAAUCAUCAAAUCCACAAUCAUCGGGAGAUUUUUCAUGCUUAUUCAAUAUGUUUGAUAAUCUUCAACAAUCAUCAUUGAUUAACGAUCAAUCACCACAAACUGUUUCUGACGAAACAAUGGAUAAAAGUUCAAGUUUAAUGGAAUAUCAAUUGAUUGCUGUGGUGCAAACAUUUUUCGAUCAAUAUAAAACCUUUCUAGGUACAGAUAAAAAUUUCAAUGUAAAAUUAAUGAUCGAAGAUAACGAUAAACCAAUGGUUAAAUAUUUUCAUUGUCAACAAGAUGGUAAUGUUCGAUUAAUCGAAAAUGAACCAAUCGAACUAAACAUGACAGUUAAAUUUAAAAAUCAAGCAGAUUUUCAUCGAUUUCUCACCACAAGAGAUCAUAAAUAUUUCAAUUUUAAAAUACAUUGAACUUGUUGUUGUUGUUGU